Molecule: messenger RNA, 3141 nt
Organism: Physeter macrocephalus (sperm whale)
Lineage: Eukaryota; Metazoa; Chordata; Mammalia; Artiodactyla; Physeteridae
Gene: GPLD1
Product: glycosylphosphatidylinositol specific phospholipase D1
Exons: 25
Coding region: 1-2523 (840 amino acids)
Cellular component (GO): extracellular matrix; extracellular region
Molecular function (GO): GPI anchor phospholipase D activity
Source: RefSeq, a predicted model, not a curated record
AUGUCUGCUUUCAGAUUCUGGUCAGGAGUGCUGAUCGCACUGGGCGCCCUCUGCCCUAGAAGUUCACCGUGUGGCAUUUCAACACACUUAGAAAUAGGUCACAGAGCUCUGGAGUUUCUCCACCUUCAGGAUAGGACUGUUAACUACAAAGAGCUGUUACUUGAACACCAGGAUGCAUAUCAGGCUGGAACCGUGUUUCCUGACGCCUUUUACCCCAGAAUGUGCGAAAGAGGACAAUUCCAUGAAGUGUCAGAGGUCACUCACUGGACUCCAUUUCUUAAUGCAAGCAUUCAUUAUAUCCGGGAGAACUACCCCCUUCCCUGGGAUAAGGACACAGAGAAAUUGGUAGCUUUCUUGUUUGGAAUUACCUCUCACAUGGUGGCAGAUGUCAGCUGGCAUAGCCUGGGUAUUGAACAAGGAUUCCUUAGCACAAUGGGAGCCAUUGAUUUUCAUGGCUCCUAUUCUGAGGCACACCUGGCUGGUGAUUUCGGAGGAGACGUGUUGAGCCAGUUUGAGUUUAAUUUUAAUUACCUCUCACGGCACUGGUAUGUGCCUGUUGAAGAUCUCCUGGAAAUUUAUAAGAAACUCUAUGGCCGAGCAGUCAUCACCAAAAAUGCCAUUGUUGACUGUUCAUACCUUCAGUUCUUGGAAAUGUAUGGUGAGAUGUUAGCUAUUUCCAAGCUUUAUCCCACUUAUUCUAGAAAGUCCCCAUUUUUGGUGGAACAAUUUCAAGAAUACUUCCUAGGAGGACUGGAUGAUAUGGCAUUUUGGUCCACUAAUAUUUACCGUCUAACAAGUUUCAUGUUAAAGAAUGGGACCAGUAACUGCAACCUACCUGAGAACCCUCUGUUUAUCUCAUGUGGCAGCCAGCAAAACAAUACCCACGGCAGCUCAAAAGUACAGAAAAAUGAUUUUCAUAGAAACGUGACUGCAGCCCUAACUAAAGAUAUUGGAAAAAAUAUAAACUAUACCAAACGAGGAGUGUUCUUUAGUGUGGAUUCCUGGACCAUGGGUUCCUUAUCUUUCAUGUACCAGUCUUUGGAGAGGAGCAUACAGGAAAUGUUUACUGGCAGCUCUCAGUCACUGAAGUAUGUUUCUAGCCCCUCAGCAUCUUACUACUUGUCAUUUCCCUACACAAGGCUUGGUUGGGCGAUGACCUCGGCUGACCUCAACCAGGAUGGGCACGGUGACCUGGUGAUGGGCGCCCCAGGCUACAGCUGCCCCGGCCACAUCCACGUGGGGCGCGUGUACCUCAUCUAUGGCAACGACCUGGGCUUGCCCCUCGUCGACCUGGACCUAGACAAGGAGGCCCAUGCGAUCCUGGAGGGUUUCCAGCCCUCAGGUCGGUUCGGCUCUGCCGUGGCCGUGCUGGACUUUAACAAGGACGGCGUGCCUGACCUGGCCGUGGGGGCCCCCUCAGUGGGCUCCGAGAAGCUCACGUACACAGGUGCGGUGUACAUCUACUUUGGUUCCAAACAAGGAAGACUAUCUUCUUCUCCCAACAUCACCAUCUCUUGCCUGGACGCCUACUGUAACUUGGGCUGGACACUCUUGGCCGCAGAUGUGAAUGGAGACAGUGAACCUGACCUGGUGAUUGGCUCCCCUUUUGCUCCAGGUGGAGGGAAACAGAAGGGAAUUGUGGCUGCGUUUUAUUCUGGCUCCAGCCACAGCCACAAAGAAGAGCUGAAUGUGGAGGCGGCCAACUGGAUGGUGAGAGGCGAGGAGGACUUCGCCUGGUUAGGAUACUCCCUUCAUGGUGUCAGUGUCAACAACAGGACUUUGCUGUUGGCUGGGAGCCCCACCUGGAAGAACGCCAGUAGUCUGGACCAUUUGUUACCCACUCCUGAUGAGAAACAGAGCCCUGGACGGGUAUCUGGCUAUUUCCCGCCAAAUUGUCAAAGCUGGUUUACCAUUUCUGGAGACAAGGCAAUGGGGAAACUGGGUACCUCCCUGUCCAGUGGCCACGUGAUGAUGAAUGGGACCCGUACACAAGUACUGCUGGUUGGGGCCCCGACUCAAGAUGUCAUGGCUAAGAUGCCAUUCCUGACCACGACCCUGCACCAAGGUGGAAGCACUCGGAUGUAUGAACUGACACCUGACUCGCAGCCUUCUCUGCUUAGCACCUUCAGUGGAGACCGCCGCUUCUCCCGAUUUGGUGGCGUUCUGCACUUGAGUGACCUGGAUAACGAUGGCUUAGAUGAAAUCAUCAUGGCAGCCCCACUGAGGAUCACAGAUGUAACCUCUGGACUCAUGGGGGGAGAAGAUGGCCGUGUCUAUGUGUAUAAUGGCAAACAGGUCACCUUGGGCGACAUGACGGGCAAAUGCAAAUCAUGGGUAGCUCCAUGUCCAGAAGAAAAGGCCCAAUACGUAUUGAUUUCUCCUGAAGCAGGCUCAAGGUUUGGGAGCUCUAUGAUCACUGUGAGGUCAAAGAAAAAGAACCAAGUUGUCAUUGCUGCUGGAAAGAGUUCUCUGGGAGCCCGACUCUCUGGGGCGCUUCAUAUCUAUAGCCUCGGCCAAGAUUAAAGGUUUCACUCCAUUUUCCUAACCUGCCCCUCCCUCUCUCAUGCCAAGUCAUCUCCAGGGUGAGCGUUCUGGUGGACAGAGUGGUGCAUCCAGUGGAGCCUUGUAGAUCCUACCACAGGUGGGGCUCCUGGGGGUGGAGACAUACACACUAUCUGGAAAUAGGAUACAGUAAAUGGGGCAACAUCAGAAGCAUGUGAAACAGCAAAUACUCUGGUUAUUCAUGUCCCCUUCCAAAGUUUGUUUCCUUUGUACCUAAACUUAUUCCUAACUUGUUUCGCUUUGCUCAGACCUGCUGUACAACCUAUUUCCUCUUCCACAUGGGUACCUGUCUUUCUGAUGACUGGAAAGGCCUCUCUCUGGUUAUCUCUUAGGAAAACCUCUGUAACACAAUUCUUCCUAAAAAUGUCCUUUUAAAGUUGGUGACCCAUUCCAAUCAAACAGAAAGCACAGUAUACAGGAAAAAGGCACAAGGAGGAGAAAGAGUGAGGAGAAAAGUAAGGGGUGAGGCAUAACCUCACAACUCCAAAAUCAUGUUGCAAAUGAUGUGGUCCUUUCUUAUGAGGAUGAUUGUAUUUUCAAUGUUUCAUACAGUGAAAGACACAUAUAAAAAGUAAAACA